Molecule: messenger RNA, 135 nt
Organism: Lathyrus sativus (Indian pea)
Lineage: Eukaryota; Viridiplantae; Streptophyta; Magnoliopsida; Fabales; Fabaceae
Source: the annotation of a GenBank genome assembly
AUGGCAAAGGAAAUGAAGUUGUUUGCAUCAUUUGUUGAUGAGUUUGCACCAGCACCUAUGAUUCCACCUAAAAAGGUUUCACAUGCUCCACUGUUAGAAACUAUUGCAGAAGAAAAAGAGCCUGAAGAUCAUUAA